AUGGACGCCCAAAGCAGCGAGGGCAGUUUUGUAGACCACGGCCAGGAGUUCGAGCUGGGCGUGGGGGCGCGGCCGGAGUGGAGCGUCGGCAAGCCGGGCGGCGCCACGUGCGACGACGACGACGACGACGACGACGACGACGAAGACGACGAGAGCGACGCGGCGGUGGUAGAAGAGGUGCUGCGGGGCGCCGACGACGUCUCCACCGCCGCGUCCAGCGCGGGCGACGCGUGUAGGCUGGCGGCCGCGAUGCGGAGGGCGACGCUGCACACUGAGCGGCUGCUGCGGGCGAACCGGCAACUCGUGGGCGACAACGAGGCGCUGACGAAGCGCAACGCCGCCCUUGCGGCCUCGAAUCGGGCACUCACGCGGCAGAACACUACACUCGCGGAGGCAGUCGUGUCGCUUUCGCGGAGGCAGGAGUACUCGCAGCAAGCCCUUGUAGAGCUGUCGCGUGAGGUGCGCGAGAUAAAGGCGGCGGUGCUGUCACUGGUGGAUGCAGUCGUAAAGGACCGCAAGGCUGCCGGUCCAUGA
Molecule: messenger RNA, 534 nt
Organism: Trypanosoma conorhini
Lineage: Eukaryota; Euglenozoa; Kinetoplastea; Trypanosomatida; Trypanosomatidae
Exons: 1
Coding region: 1-534 (177 amino acids)
Source: RefSeq, a predicted model, not a curated record